Messenger RNA from Aspergillus calidoustus, 1038 nucleotides. NCBI's taxonomy places the organism in Eukaryota, Fungi, Ascomycota, Eurotiomycetes, Eurotiales, Aspergillaceae. The record is from the annotation of a GenBank genome assembly.
AUGGUCACGCUCAACGCCGUCAAAGCGCACAACGCGACGCUAAAAUCCACCCUCGCGCCGGGCCUCGUCGCAGUGUUUGUCGGCGGCACAUCCGGCAUAGCCCUCAGCACAGCCCUCGCCCUUGCACGACACACCGUCUCCCCGAAAAUCUACCUGAUCGGGCGCAGCCAACCAGCAGCCGACGACGCAAUCAGCACAAUCAAAUCCAUCAAUCCAUCUGCAACACCGACAUUCCUAAAGAGUGACAUCUCCCUACUAAAGAAUGUCGACAGCGUCUGCGCGGAUAUCGCCGCCAGAGAACAGAAAGUGAAUAUACUGUUUAUGACGCCGGGUUAUAUGACCUGGAAGGGACGAGACGAGACGGCCGAGGGACUCGAUCGGAAAUUCGUACUGCAUUAUUAUGCGCGGAUGCGCUUUGCUUCCAACUUGCUUCCGCUGUUAACUGCUGCUGCAAAAGAUACGGAGCCAAAGAGGAACAGACUAUCCCGCGUCGUUUCAGUGCUCGAUCCACACGUCGCAGUACGCCUUGGCGGAUCCGGGAAACUCGACUAUUCCGACCUCAGCCUCAAGCAUACAUUCACGCUGAACCGGUGCGGUGCGCACGCGAGUCUCCUGGGCGACUUUUUCCUCGAGGGGCUCGCGCAGAAGUAUCCAGAAACGUCCUUCGUGCAUGCGUAUCCGUCUGGUGUCAACACAGGGUUGCUGCGCGAGUAUCCCAUCGCGUCGGCGGUUGCGUCGGUACUUUUCAGGCCGUUUAUGUUGCCGCUUGAGGAGAGUGGGGAGAGGCAUUUGUUUGCGGCGACGAGUGGGCGCUAUCCUUCCAAGAACGAGGAGGAAGGGAAGACUAAUGGGGAUGUUGUGGUUGGGAGUGACGGGACGAAGGCGAAUGGGAGUUAUUGGCUCAGUUGGGAUGGAGAGCCUUUUCCGCGGAAUAAGAAGCUUGAUAAGGUGAGGGCAGAGGGGGCUGUUGUGAAGGUUGCGGAGCAUACAGAGGAGGUGUUUCGGGUUGUUUGCGAGGAGGGGAAGACGUAUCCGUGA